UUUGGAUUACAUAUUUAUAUUAUUUUGAGAAAAAUUAAAUAAAAACUAAGAUAAGAAUAAACUGCGAUUGCGAGAUACCCGGAACCCAUUUUUAAUAAAAGCAAAAUCGUGCGGUAUUAAUUUCAAAGUACAUUAAAUUAGCAUACCGCAAAAUUCUAAAAUAUGUCAAGGGCUGUAUUUGGUAUAAUGGUGUAGUACUAUAUUCAAAAAAAAUAUCAGAAAAGGAUCCGGUUUAAUUACUCUUUGUCCACACAUAACAUAAAUACUACAUAACUUUUAUUGUGAACAUCAAUUAAAAAUCGAUUAGUUGCCAGUAUCUCGUUCAUCCCGCUAGCUCGAUCAUCCACCACUAUUAUAGUAAAGUUCACUUGAGUACAAUCAUCGAGAUGAAACUGUUCGUAAUUUGUAAGUCAAUGUGCUGCCUGGAAAUAAUCGCUCUACUGUGGAUCUCCAAUCUAGCUCGAACCGAAGCUGCUAGCCUACUGAUACAAUCUGGCGAAAGUAAGUUCAGUCCCAAGUACUUUCAAAACUUUACCAUUGACAUCAUCAACAACACGCUCAACCUGGAAAUGACCACCAUAAAGCCCUUUACACGUGGCUUUAAGGUUCAUCUCGACUUCUCCAUCAGUCUGGGCAAAACAAAGCAUUAUCAAAGCGUCUUCUCGCACAUCAUUGACACCUGCGGAGUUGUUUCCGCAGUGAAAAACAAUAUAUUUAAGUCCUGGUUUCAGUCAAUGCUGGAACAUGGCAAUUUCAUGUACAAUUGCCCCGUUGUUGUGGGUCAUUAUUUCUUGCGCAACUGGAAGUUGGAUGGACAAUUGGUACCUCACUAUUUGUAUGCUGGAGAUUACCGUGUGAAGGGUCACUUCUUCUUCGGCAAACUCAAAUCGAAACAUGAGGAUUUUGUUUUAGAUCUAACUAUAUUUGCAUUGUUAAAAACCAAUUAA
Messenger RNA from Drosophila nasuta, 947 nucleotides. RefSeq lists its product as uncharacterized. The coding region runs from base 387 to 947 and encodes 186 amino acids. NCBI's taxonomy places the organism in Eukaryota, Metazoa, Arthropoda, Insecta, Diptera, Drosophilidae. The transcript is spliced from 2 exons. The record is from RefSeq and is a predicted model, not a curated record.